Messenger RNA from Eimeria tenella, 574 nucleotides. RefSeq lists its product as uncharacterized. The annotation marks the transcript as partial. The transcript is spliced from 5 exons. Lineage: Eukaryota; Apicomplexa; Conoidasida; Eucoccidiorida; Eimeriidae. The record is from RefSeq and is a predicted model, not a curated record.
AUGCUGACGCAGCAGCAGGUCCGUCAGAUGGAGCAUCCGGCCCUGAUACAGAGGCGGGAGGAGCUGGUGGCGGAGUAUAUCGCACUGGAGCACGCGCUGAUGCUCUGGGCCGUGCGGGAGGCGCUGGAGGUUCAAGACGAGCUGCCGUUUGCUGCAGCAGCAGCAGCAGAAGCUGCAGCAGCAGCAGCGCGGCGCCCCCCGGAGAGCCCUGGGGGCCCCGCAGAAGCAGCAGCAGAAGAGCAGCAGCGAAUUGCAGCACUUAAGAAAGCAGAAGAAGAAGCUGCAGCAAGCGGGGAGUGUCUCUACAGCACAAUGAUGGAAGAUCUCUUCUUCGUGCUGCAGGCUUCCGUCUCGAGGGCCCUCAGGUCUGGGGACAGCCUGGCGCUGUGCGCGCUGGUGAAUCAUGUUGCUGCUGCGCUGCGCUGCGAAGUGCUGGCAGCGCUGCGGCAGUGCCUGGAGAGCAGCAAGGGGCCCUACGUCUUCUUUGUCCAGGACGAACACAGACUCAGCUGCUACUCCAUAGUCAAGGCCCUGGAGGCCAAAGCUGAAGGAAAGCCGCUGCCGCAGAAGCUCA